UGUCGCAAUUAAAGGAAAAGUUAAAAUUGUAAUACAUGAUUUGUCAAAUACGUUUCGUAAUAAAAUUGUCUGACCAUGUGUUUUAUUGAUUUACGACCUUUCAAUAAAAUUUUGAAAUGACUUGGUAUAAAAGACUUUCAAUUUCUUUACAAUAGCGCAAUCUCCUUACAGCGGAAGAAGAUAAUCAAAAUAUCAGAAAGAUGAAGUCAGUCAUUCUCCUUGCACUUUUUGGUGCCGUUAUGGCAAUCGGUAAAGGUGGUAGUGGUGGUUACGGAAGUGGGUACGGUGGUGGAUACGGCGGAGGAUAUGGAGGUGGUUACGGCGGUGGAAUGGGAGGAGGAAUGGGUGGUGGGUCUGGAGGAGGAGUUGUAAUCGUCUCUGGAAGCGGAGGGGGAAUGGGUGGUGGAGUCGGUGGCGGAAUUGGAGGCGGUGUAGGUGGAGGUAUCGGUGGUGGAGUUGGCGGCGGAGUAGGUGGUGGUAUCGGCGGUGGUGUUGGCGGCGGUGUAGGAGGAGGUAUUGGAGGUGGAAUGGGCGGAGGCUCCGGAAGUGAAUUUUAUAUUUUAUCUGGCGGCGGGAGCGGAGGUAGUAUGGGUGGCGGCAUCGGCGGUGGUAUGGGAGGAGGUUUUGGAAGUGGAUUCGGAGGCGGUUAUGGAGGCGGCAUGGGAGGUGGGAAGUACGGAGGUGGGAUGAGCGGAGGAUAUGGCGGUGGUUACGGUGGUGGAUACGGUGGCGGUAUGGGUGGUGGUAGCAGCGGAGGCGUUGUAAUUGUAUCUGAUGGUGGAGUCGGUGGUGGUGUUGGGGGCGGUGUUGGAGGCGGUAUUGGAGGUGGUAUUGGAGGCGGUAUCGGCGGUGGAGUCGGUGGUGGUAUUGGUGGUGGAGUCGGUGGUGGAGUAGGAGGAGGGUUCGGAGGUGGAUAUGGUGGUGGUUACGGGGGUGGAAUGGGCGGCGGAAGUGGAGGUGAUUUAAUCAAGAUCAUAACCAGUGGUGGUAGCGGAAGUGGAUACGGAGGAGGCAUGGGAGGUGGUUUUGGAAGCGGAUUCGGAGGCGGCAUUGGAGGCGGUGUCGGGGGCGGUAUUGGAGGUGGAAUCGGAGGAGGCAUUGGGGGCGGAGUUGGGGGCGGUAUGGGAGGAGGAGUAUCUCUAACCAAAUCAUACAAGAAGUAAAGGAGUAAAGAAAGUCUGCACGAUAUUUCGACUAUGGUUGGUUGGCACAGUGUGAUGUAAUGCUAUGCUGGCAAAAUCGUUAUACCGAUGAGAUUUUAAACACAAUGACUUGUUAUCAAACCAUGCUUUCUUAUAUGUUGUAUUGUUAUUUUAUUUUCUUCUGCUGUUUGUGUGUUGACUCUUUAUCGACUCGACGUAUAUAAAGCCUAUGAAAUACA
Messenger RNA from Ruditapes philippinarum (Manila clam), 1381 nucleotides. RefSeq lists its product as uncharacterized. The record is from RefSeq and is a predicted model, not a curated record. Bases 201 to 1163 code for a protein of 320 amino acids. The transcript has 6 exons. Lineage: Eukaryota; Metazoa; Mollusca; Bivalvia; Venerida; Veneridae.